Ostreococcus tauri is the source of this 3057-nucleotide messenger RNA. RefSeq names its product Zinc finger, CW-type. Lineage: Eukaryota; Viridiplantae; Chlorophyta; Mamiellophyceae; Mamiellales; Bathycoccaceae. The coding region runs from base 1 to 3057 and encodes 1018 amino acids. The transcript has a single exon. The record is from RefSeq and is a predicted model, not a curated record. Gene Ontology annotation, molecular function: zinc ion binding.
AUGGACGACCACGUCCUCGCGCGCGCCCUCCACGAAGAGCUCAACGCGCCACCACGUCGACGUGCGCGUGGUGUCGAUCGAGGCGCGGCACGACCGAGCGCGCCGGCGCCGGCGACGCGAACGUACCGACCGCAGUGGCCGAAAGCUCGGGUUCGCGUCGCUUCCGGCGGUGUCAUCAUCGACGGGAACGACGAAACGGACGAUGACGGCGCUCGGACGAAGCGCACCGGUCGUGUGCGGGGUUCCGGUGCGUUGAAAUCGUCGAUUGAAUCGUCGAAAAAGACGCGAGUGGCGCGACGGCGCGGCGAUGAUGAGUUGGAUGACGAAACGCUGACGAGGACGCCGUCGCGAGCGACGACGACGACGACGACGAAGGUCGCGAAUGGAACGAGCGAGGAGAAGCGGUUGCGAAAGAAUGAGUUGAGUCGUUUGUGGCACGCGAAGCGGCGGGCGAUGGAGCGGGUGGCGCUGGAGGAGGGGACUGAGAAGGCGUCGUCGUCAAAGGAGCGGAGUAAGAAAGAACGCUUCGAGGACGAAGAGGCGAAGCGUGCGCACGUGGAAGGAGAGACGGAGAAGAAACGGCGGCUGAAGGAUAAGACGAAGCGCGAGGGCGCGGCGAAGAAGUUAAGAUCGGCGAAGCCGAGGAUGAUUGCGGUGGAUACUGAAAAGACGUCAGACGCGGACGUAACUGUCGCCGUAUCGAGCGCCGACGGUUCCGUAGUGCCGACUACGCCGCCGUUGACGGAGGUCAAUAAAAAGAACAAAGGAAAUGCGCCAACGUCUUCAGGGAAGGCUGACAGUCGGAAGAAGAAGACGGAUGAUGCGAACGGUGCCGAUGAAGAAAGCGGUGAGAAGCAACAAAAACGCAAGAACGAGCGUCGACUGGAUCCCCGCUUCCUUAAGUGCAAGGAAGCAGAGUUGAGCGAAUUCCCUCCCGGUAUGAUAGUUUGGGUGAAGUUAUCGUCGACACAUAAAGGACAGUGGUGGCCCGGUCGCGUGUGGAAGCUGCGACAGUGCGCCAGGGCGUAUGAUUUGCUAGAGAUCAAACCCACAGGCGAGUGCGGGUUGGUGAAAUUAUUUGGCACACACACGUUUGAAUGGGCGGUGAAAGAAGAUCUGGCCCCUUACGAUGCGCAGAAUCAAACGCUGUAUCGUGAGAGUAUGAUGCAUUGGUUUUCUGUGAAUAAAAGCCGGGCGGGCGGGCGCGGGACGGCGCGCAAAGCUCUGCACAUAGCGGACGCCGAGGAGAUUGCAGAGUGGUCCGAUCCGUGGUCCACAUCCGACGAUUCGAGUAGCGAGAGUGAGGAGGAGACAGAGGCGGUGGCGACGGCCAAGGCGAAUGACAAAGCAAACGAGGUCUUGCGCGUCGGACUCACUCCCGAUUGGAUCGUGCACGCGACGUGCAAGGUGUUCGAGAUGGAUCUUCCCACCAUCGAGGCUCCGCUCAUCAAAGGCCUGCUCGAUCCGUGCACGAAUUCACACCUCAGGCCGAACAUCCCCGCGGAAAAGUGCUACGAUAAAAAGGAUGACGGUCUCAAGAUGGAGAACUCGUGGGAAGGAUAUCACGUCUUGGUGAAUCCACCGUACGAGGCGCAAGUACAGUGGAGGUUCAUCAACCGUGCCAUAAACGAAGUGGAAUGGGAGCGCUGUCCCGGUGUCAUUUUGGUGUGCCGCAACUCCACGGAUACUUCUUAUUUUCAACGUCUCUUGCCAUUUCCCCGGAUUCAUUUACGGCGCACUGCAGUACAGUUCAAGGACUACAGUCACUGUCCCGUCGGGUUCGGGAUUUGUGUUUUCUGCAUCGUGUCGCCGACGAACCCGAAACAGGCGGAGAUGUAUCAUCGCUUCUACGAUGAAUUCCAUCAAUCUGGCGAAUUCAAUAUUCCGGUCGACAAUACGUUCGUGAAGAGUUCGCCCUUCAUCGAACUCACCACACGUUUGCAUCUCACGGCGUGUGCGACGUACAGAGACAGUUGGAUCGCGUGCGACGUGUGCGAUCGCUGGCGAGAGAUUCCGUUCGAUCAAAUGCUCAAAGCGCGCAAGUCAAAGGUUUGGCAGUGCCGUGACUCUUUCCCGUUGGGGUGUCAGACUCCUCUGACGAAGCAAGAAAUCGCGGCGUUUUCAGUGGCGAAACAGGAGCAGAACACAGUCUUGGUCGCGUCUAAGGCUGAGGGGAGGAACGGUCCCGUGGGCGUUUUCGCGGCAGAAUCCAUGCUCGAAGGUGAAACUUCGCGUGAAGGCGGUAACGUGCACGGUGAAAACGUCCACGAUCGCCCGUCCGAAGUCUUGGACGCCGGUGACGAUGGUGACGACGAGAGAGAAGAGGAAAACGAGGACGAUACGCAGGAGCGCACGCGUGACUUUGUCGCCAACGGUGGAAAAUUACACGAGUUGGGAUGCCCGUGCAAUUGGGAACCGUGUCGGAUUCGACGCGCAAAGGAGGAUAAAAUAUUAUCAAAAACGUUCCCUGGUUUGCGUUUAGAGUGGGAAAAGAUACGCGACGAGCUCACGAACGCGUUGACGCCAUUCGAGCGCGAGCGUCUCGAGAAGAUCGAAGCAAACAAGAGACAGCUUCGCGCGUUGAUGCACGCGACGGAGGAACAAACUACUCUGACGUCGCACAAGGUUUCGCACGCGUCGGCGGCGGAAUCCGCGGCACUGCGCAUGUUGGAUAUCGCCAAGCGUAAGCAGAAGACCAAGAUGGUCAACGCUGAGAGGCGCGAGCGCAAGGUGGCGUCACUCAAGAAGCAAAUGGAGGCGGCGGAGAAGCGCCUGAGCGACAUCAUGAGCGACAUUCGCGAGGCGAGUCACGGCGUCGACACCGCGCUCAAGGUUCUCCAAGCCAUACGGUCGAGAGCGCACCGCGUGCAGAGCGAGUUCAACGCGAAUAAAUCCGAGCUCAAGAAAACGCGCGAAGAGUGCAGACGCAAGCAAACGCUCGAGACGCGCGAGCAGGAUGACAUUUGGCUCGCCGCCCGCGAUCGGUGCGGCGCCGAGGUCCAACAUCCAUCCGUCGCGGUCGCGCUCCCGAUCGCGAUCACCGACCGACCGCGUUAG